Xenia sp. Carnegie-2017 is the source of this 1500-nucleotide messenger RNA. RefSeq names its product RING-box protein 2-like. Gene Ontology annotation, molecular function: zinc ion binding; ubiquitin protein ligase activity; cullin family protein binding. Bases 1000 to 1311 code for a protein of 103 amino acids. The record is from RefSeq and is a predicted model, not a curated record. NCBI's taxonomy places the organism in Eukaryota, Metazoa, Cnidaria, Anthozoa, Malacalcyonacea, Xeniidae. The transcript has 5 exons. Gene Ontology annotation, biological process: ubiquitin-dependent protein catabolic process; protein ubiquitination. Gene Ontology annotation, cellular component: nucleus; Cul5-RING ubiquitin ligase complex.
CUUGAUCAUUAUACAAGAAUUCACAAAGCAAACCGCUCGCGUACUUUCUUUUAAAAUACUUUUUCAUGAUGUCAACCAUGCGUAUUUGGACAGCAAUUUUCAUCUUGAUUCGUUGGCCAUUAUUGUCUGCAGCCAGCAAUUCUACAAUUUCCGGAGCAACUGCAUCAACUCCAACCAGUUCAUCGACAUCAAAUAGUACUGUAACUGGUACCUCAAAUAGUACUGUAACUGCUAGUAUAUUUUCAUCAACUGUAUUCAACUCAGCAAUCACAAAAACAUCAAGUACAAUGUACUCUAAUUUAAAUUCAUUAAUGUCAAGCACCACUGGUACAACUUCAACAACUCGCUCCAAUAUAGUUACUCAAGCCACACCGUUACAACUUUUACUUUAUCUUCCUGGCCAACUUCAACAAUCACAAAUACAUCAAUGCCAGUCCCCCCCACUAAAGAAAAAAAGUUAACUACAGCCCAUAUUGCUGGUAUUGCUGUUGGUUCCUUUUUGGCAUUCGUUAUUAUUGUUGUCUUGAUCGUAGUAUUGUAUAAGGUCAUGUCAGGAAAGAAGAACACGUUGAUUGUUGAGCCAGUGGCCGAUAAAGUUGAAGAAAAUGUGACCUUGAAAACGAUAGAUGAGCAAGAGACAGGAACUGGACAAAGCAAAAAAGCAGAAUGACCUUUUAUGAUACGCAGUUUUUCAUUCAGUUAUUAUUUUAACGUUUAAGGGUGAUAUCUAUUGCUAAACAUGGUGUUUUUUUUCUUGUAUUUAAAAUAAAACUAAUGUGUCGCUCUAAAUAAAAAAAGUAGAAAUAGUUCAUCACCUUCUUUCAUAGCAUAUCUUUUGCCUUGUUGUAAAUAAAUGUAUGAGAAAAACAUGACCUCGCUCAAAAAUUGUAUUAUUUUGAGCAAGAAAUUUAGUUGACAUGACUGAGCGAAAAAAAUGAUGUGAUUACGUCUGGUAAUAUGUACCUCCAUUUGGCGUAUGGAAUCGUUUGAAGAACGGGGAUGUCUGAUAAGUCAACAACAGGUUACAUGGACGAGAAGCCAAAAACAGAAAAGUUGUUUUCUCUCAAAAAAUGGAAUGCAGUCGCAAUGUGGUCUUGGGAUGUCGAGUGUGAUACUUGUGCAAUUUGUAGAGUUCAAGUUAUGGAUGCCUGUCUUCGAUGUCAAGCUAAUUGUAAACAAGAUGAAUGUGUUGUUGUUUGGGGAGAAUGCAAUCACUCAUUUCAUAACUGCUGUAUGUCACUUUGGGUUGUUCAAAACAAUCGUUGUCCUUUGUGUCAAAAAGAAUGGGUUGUACAACGAAUUGGAAGGUGAAAUAUGACACAGUCUAUGCUCAAUCAAAAUUUUCUGUAAAUAGACAAAUAACUGUAUGAAUUGUAUUCACUUUCAAUGUGGAAAAUAUAUUAUGUUUGAGAAAAUAUGUUAACAUCUAAUUCCACAAAAAAUUGUGACACAUUAAAGAAUAAUUAUACACAUUACAUAAUAAAAUAACAUUUCUUGCCA